Onthophagus taurus is the source of this 1827-nucleotide messenger RNA. RefSeq names its product facilitated trehalose transporter Tret1-like. Lineage: Eukaryota; Metazoa; Arthropoda; Insecta; Coleoptera; Scarabaeidae. Gene Ontology annotation, cellular component: membrane. The record is from RefSeq and is a predicted model, not a curated record. Gene Ontology annotation, biological process: transmembrane transport. Gene Ontology annotation, molecular function: transmembrane transporter activity.
ACGAUGACUGGUAAAUAUUUUGAAAGACGUAUGUAUAUAACUGAGAUUAAGAACUUAGAAUGGAGCAAUAUUUCUUCGGAUUUCUAUGAUAACACAUAGAAUUAUUUUGUUAAUUUAGUUAUAUAAUUUAUUUAAAAUUUAUUAAGUAAUAAUAAGAUGGUUGAGGUGAUUUGUGAGAAAAUUGAUGAAAAAAAGUCAUCGAAAGAUGUUUCAAAAGCGAAAGAUUUUCCUCAAGUUCGUGCCAUGAUGACUGCUGCUAUUGCGAUGGUAAGCGCUGGUACAUUAUUCACGUGGCCUUCACCAUCAGUUCCAAAACUACAAGAAGCACCUUAUAAUUUUACCAUUGAAGAACUUUCAUAUUUAACGGUCAUCCCGCCUAUAGCCAUGGUAAUUUUCAGUCCAAUUUAUUGUUGGUUAUUGGAUAACUUCAGUAGAAAAUAUACUUUGUUUUCAAGUGGAUUUUUUCACAUAGCAUCGUGGAUUUUAAUUUAUUUCGCCGAUGAUAUUUGGAUAUUUUACGGUUCAAGAUUUGUAUGUGGUAUAGCAGAUGCUUGUUGUUUCGCUUCAAUGCCCGCCUACAUAGCGGAAGUAGCAACACCGCGCAUCCGAGGACUUUACGGAAACGCUAUGAUGGUUCUUAUGUUUAUUGGACAAUUUUUAAUUAAUUGCAUCGGUUAUUACACCAGUAUUAAAACAACGGCUUUAUGUAUGAUGGUGUUUCCGAUUACGUUUCUUUUCUUAUUCGCAUCGAUGCCGGAAUCGCCAUAUUUUUGUAUUAUGAAAGGCCGAGAAGAAGACGCAAGAAAAAGUCUUCAACGUUUGCGAGGAAUUGAAAACGUGGAUGUAGAAUAUGAACAAAUUUUUAAAGAUGUUUCUAGGCAAAUGACGGAAACAACUCGAUACGUUGAUUUAUGGUCAAUAAAAAGUAAUAGGAAAGCUGUUAUUAUUGCAAAUCUUGCAAGGGCUUUUCAACAAUUCAGUGGGAUUUCUGCUUUAAUGGUUUAUUCUCAAUACAUUUUUAAUUUAAGUGGUGGGAAUAUUUCCGGUGGGCAUGCAGCUAUGUUAUUUAACGGAAUUUUAGCAUUCAUUAAUUUAUUUGCUAACGUAAUUAGUGAUGGAUUGGGUAGAAAAAAAUCAAUGAUUUUUUCUUGUAUUGGAUGUGGAUUGGGGUUAUUAGGAGAAUCGAUUUAUUUCUAUUUUAACGAAUACACAAAUGUCGAUACAGAAGUAGCAUCUUGGUUUCCAGUUGUCGGAUUGAUUAUUUACAUCAUUAUUUUUACGUUUGGAUUGGGGAUUGUGCCAACAUUACUUCUUGGAGAAUUAUUCAAUACAAGUAUAAGAGGAAAAGCUGCUUUGGUUACAAAUUGUUUAUUUGCGAUUCAACUUUGUGGUAUAAGCAAAUUGUUUCAAAUUUUAAUGACAGGCUUUGGAUUAACGGUGCCGUUCUUUUUCUUUACCGUUUGCUGUUUUCUCGGAGGGAUUGCUUCGUAUUUUGUUAUACCGGAGACGAAAGGAAAAACUUUAGAGCAAAUCCAGCAAAUGUUAAAGUAGAUGAUUUUAUGUUUCUUUAUUGUGAUUGUAAUUUCUUCUGUGAUCCUUUAUUGUAAUUUUUUUUUAAGUUUAAAAGUACACAGAAAAUGAGUCAAUAUUAUUACCUAGUUUGCAAAGAUGAAUUUGUGUCAGAAAAACGUGGUAAGUAAUAAGUCACAUUACUUGACUUAAUUCUCAGUAUAAAUAUUAACUAAAACGACAAUGACUCGCAUUACAUUAUUUCUUCUAUUGUUUGACAAAUAUAAAUGAAAUAAAAAAUAAAUUAACUUAAAGCAC